AUGAUAUCCCUUCUCAAGGAGGAAAACUCUAGCCUCGUUCAUGAAAUUGACGCGGUCAACAACAAGGAAGCAGAUCUUAUCAAGAGGAAUGACGAUCUAGAGAACGAGUUGAAAAUGAGAAUGGCAGAGUAUGAGGACGCGCUAAUCCGGAAAGGAAAGGAACAAGACAAUCUGAAGGACCAACUCGCAGAGAAAGACAGAGAGUGUGAGAGGAACCGAAACAAACUGGAAGAAAUGGAGAGUCAAGCUUCGGACAACGAUUUUUAUUGUGGUUACCUGGAAGGGAAAGUCAAGGCUCAUGAAGCGGAAAGGAAGACAUUGAAGCAGGUGACCAAACAACUCGAAGAGAAGCUGCGAGCCUCACAGCAAGAAUUGUCUGCUCUUGCAAAACACCGUGAUCUCGAAAAAAAUCAUGGAAAUGAGGCUCAGAAGAAGGCCCGCAUCCUGGAAGAUAGAGUUCAGCAGCUUCAACGAGAAAAUGAGAAAUUGAAGGAGAAAUUAGCCAAGAGUGAGCGGGAAGCGGCCUCAGUGAAGAAUUUAGGAGGAAAUAAAAAGAACAGAAUUAACGCUCUGGUUGCAGAGAACAAGGCUCUCAAAGACAGGAUCGCUAAACGAUUAGAUCAAAAUGGAAUCAUCCAGAGCGAAAGAGCUGAAAGGAAGAAACUAGAGACUGAGUUGAAUCAAGUCAAAGGAAAUCUGAAAGAGGCGGAAGAUACCUUGAGUCAGGUACAAGAACGGCUUAAAGAGGCUGAGGCAAAAAGUACACAGGUAGAAAUUCAUCGGCGAAAAGUACUGGAGGCAGAAGCUGAUCGCUGUAUUGAGAUGGAAGAUUUUCCGACAGCAAUAGUUUUCCUAGGAAUUAUAACAAAGGACUAUGAUAAUGUGUUGGAUUGUCGUGUUAAGGAGUUAAGAUGCCACACGGCUCUAGGAAUGGUGGAAGAGGCCCAAAAAAUACUGGACAAUUUACCUGCCGAGUAUCAAGAUGACUGUGAUGUUCUGGUGGAGUCUGCCCUACUUUGUGCCUUUGAUGCUGAGUUAGAAAAAGCUGAAAUGGUUUUGACUCAGGUUCUAGACCGGUGUCCUAACCACGAAAGGGCACUCAAGGGAAGAGAGUUUCUGGAGCAGCGGGCGAUAUGGUACUCUAUUCCAUUGAUGAUAGACGAAUGUGAAUUCGAUGCUAUUUUGGAAAGGAUUACACACGCCCAGUCUCUGGAAUCCUUUUUCCCGCAGAUACGUGUUGACUUGGCCAGAAUGAAAGGGAACGUCUUCUGCAAGCUUGGAAGGCUGCAAGAAGCGUGUGACUGUUUCCUCGCUGUACUGGAUAAGGACGAAGAUCAAGAUGACUGUAGGUUAAGACUGGCAUUGUGUCUCUUGCUGCUGGGCAGACACGGUGAAGCUACGGUCCAUCUUGAGAAACUAGAUGAAGAUCAAGAAGAUGUGGAAGCUUUGAUCGAAGCUGCCGAAACCCUGGAAAGAAUGGAACAUCAUGGCUGCCCCUACGACAUCCUAGGCGUUGCAGAGGAUGCUACUUUGGAUAAGGAAAUAAGAAAGGGCCCCUACAGGAAGCUGGACCCUCAAGAGCCACGCCCUGACAAGGACUUCGUCAAGGACGUCGCGGAUAAGCUGUUCGAAGAUCCCAAGUUUCCCGAUGAAUCCGAUGAUGAAGAAGAUGAUGAGUCAGAACUGUCUGAGGAGGAGGAAGAAUGUGAUGAAGAGGAACUGUCUGAGGAAGAGGAAGAAUGUGAUGAAGAGGACGAAGAGGAAGAAUGUGAUGAAGAGGAAGAAUGUGAUGAGGAAUGA
Messenger RNA from Macrobrachium nipponense, 1800 nucleotides. Its product is annotated as WD repeat-containing protein 87-like. Bases 1 to 1800 code for a protein of 599 amino acids. Lineage: Eukaryota; Metazoa; Arthropoda; Malacostraca; Decapoda; Palaemonidae. The record is from RefSeq and is a predicted model, not a curated record. Gene Ontology annotation, molecular function: protein binding. The transcript has 2 exons.